GGGGUUAAGAAAACAUUUAUAAAAAUAGUAAAAUGUGUAUAAAUUUCUUUAAAAAUAAUCCGAGGCAUAUUAGCAAAUUUAGAAUAACACCUGCGGAACAUGGUGAUUGGAUUGCUUUUAGCGACGGGCGCGUCGUUAACAGCCAGUGUUCUAGUCAUCCAGGUGGCAAUACUGCCACUCGUCUUUAAGUACAGCAAGUCCGUACAGAGGAAAAUGGUCUUUUCCAAUUGUAUCAAUUACCCUCGAAACUUGGACUACGAGAAUCCGUCUAGCUGCAAUGUCGUCGGCGGGAGAAACUUCAGCAUUCCAAUUUUGUCGAAAGUUGAUAAUUGCGAAAUUAAAAUCGGUGUAUGGCAUAUUGUCCCUUGUUCAAUGUUCAGAGAUGUGUUCGUGGUAAAAGAUUACGUUAAUCUGGACCAGCGGCUCCACAACGAAUUGCGGCGGACCAAGAACACGAUUGUGCUGUACUGCCAUGGUAAUUCUAAUCACAGGGCGUCACCUCAUCGUCUCCAACUUUACAAAGUCUUUCAGGAUUUGGACUUCCACGUUAUCACGUUCGAUUAUAGAGGUACAUUAU
Messenger RNA from Hyposmocoma kahamanoa, 577 nucleotides. Its product is annotated as monoacylglycerol lipase ABHD12-like. The annotation marks the transcript as partial. The transcript has 5 exons. The record is from RefSeq and is a predicted model, not a curated record. NCBI's taxonomy places the organism in Eukaryota, Metazoa, Arthropoda, Insecta, Lepidoptera, Cosmopterigidae.